Hydra vulgaris (swiftwater hydra) is the source of this 1192-nucleotide messenger RNA. Its product is annotated as RYamide receptor. Gene Ontology annotation, molecular function: neurotransmitter receptor activity; G protein-coupled serotonin receptor activity. The record is from RefSeq and is a predicted model, not a curated record. Gene Ontology annotation, cellular component: dendrite; plasma membrane. Lineage: Eukaryota; Metazoa; Cnidaria; Hydrozoa; Anthoathecata; Hydridae. Gene Ontology annotation, biological process: G protein-coupled receptor signaling pathway, coupled to cyclic nucleotide second messenger; chemical synaptic transmission.
UCACUACUAUUUAAUCCUACGAAAGUUGAAUAUUUUUUUAAAUAAAACUACUUUAUUAUGAUGCAUAAUAACUUAAUUUAACAGAUUUCCACUAAUUCAAGUCUGAAUUAUAAAUAAACACUCGAAAAUAACAAGUUAAAAAAUGAAGCUAUUUAAAACAACUAAACAACUUACGCUUCUCAAUUUUAACCAAUGAUUAUUCACAUUUUUAUAUAACAAUAAGGAACAGCAUAACUAAAGUUAAAAUGAAUGAAACAGAGCAUCAAAAUGAAACUAUUUGUAUAUUUGACCAGCCAUACAAAGUAACAUUACUUUUUCUUUUAAGCACAACUUCUGUUGUAGCAAUUAUUGAAAAUGUUUUUUUUUGUUUUGCUGUUUACUUCGAUAAAAACCUUCACUCAAGAUCAAAUAUUUUAAUUGUAAGUUUAGCUGUUACAGAUAUAAUUAUAGCCGCUAUUUUGCCUAACCUUGAAUCCGUCUAUUUAUACUUUUAUCCAUCAUGGCCUAUUGGUAGUCUGGGAACAAUUACCCUUAAUUUAAUAUGGAUUUUUUCACUUGUUUGCCCGUUUGUUACAGUAACAGCUAUAACGAUUGAACGUUAUAUUAUGAUUGCAGGUAAAUCAAGUUGGAAAGAUUUUUUUACAAAAAGAGCAUAUAUAUUCAUUGUGAUUUUCAUUUGGCUUUAUUCUUUUAUCUGUUGCUUAGUUACAGCCGUUACUAUGAUACCGGCACAUAAAAACGAAUAUGUUUGGAACGUGAAUUCAAUUCUUUACUAUAUUCUACUUGGUUUUCAUAUUAUAGUUCCUUUGUUGUUAUUACCUGGGCUUUAUUAUAAAAUAAAAAACGUUUCUCAAAAUUUUCUAAAAGAGCUUACAAAAGAAACCGAAAAUAACGUCAAUCUACGCAGACAAAGAAAAGAAAUGAAACUAGCGAAGACAAUUUUCAUUAUUAUAGGAGUUAUGUAUUUAGUAUGGUCUCCAGUAGUAAUUAUAGAAAUUUUGUAUAACCUUGAGUUUAAAGUGUGUGUUAUUUCAAAAAUUGGAGUGAUCAGUUUAUGGUUAACAUGCAUAAAUGGAUGUCUAAACCCUUUGGUUUACUCCUACAGAAAUGCAGAAGUAAAAAGGUUUGCAAAAAACGCAAUUAAACUUAUUGUAAGAUAUUCGUAAUAAUGAAAUAAAAACCUAUUAAUUGA